AAAACGCGUUUACCUGGGUUCCAACGGAAGCCUUGUGAUAUGUCAUAUGCACUCUCUGUCAUGGACGUCAUGUUCGCAGUUGAUGGUAGUGUUUGGAGUCUGGACUGAAAUUUGGACAGUCGCGGCUGCGGUCUAGGUGCUAUGGGGGUUUACGCUCUGCCAGCAAAUUUCUGCGCGUCUAGGGCUUCCAGUCGUAUACUAUGACCUCGGUCCGAUCAGAACGUUUCACGCCAAGCCGGAGUAUAAUAUUAACACAAUAUUAAUGGCGGCCAGCUCAAGUUUGGAAUGUGAUAACUUAAGUUUGCUCCCAUACACGAGCAUCUUCCCUAGCUUAACCCUCUACCAACUCUUUGGCGAGCAAUUUCACGGCAACCAACGAUGGCCUCCUUCAAAUUCUGGGAAAACCCGAAUUAUGACAGGACCACUAAACGAACUGACAGCAAGAGGCGAAUGAAAUUAAUCAGGUCUUAUGCCCCCGAUUGGACCAUCACAAUUCUUUUGGCGAUUGUGUUCUUCGCCCUCGACGGCGUUCACGGCUUCCGACGAGAAUUUUCAGUGGAUGAUGAAACCAUACUUUUUCCGUUUGCAGUUCAUGAACGUGUUCCGGACAUUGCCCUGUACUUCAUUGCGAUUGUGGCGCCACUCGUCAUUCAAUUAGUAGUGAAUUUACUUACCGUUCGGUCCUUCUGGGAUUACCACUGCAGCGCACUCGGGCUCAUCCUGGGGCUUGCCAUCACAGGGGCCAUCACUCAGUUCACGAAGAUCACUGUUGGCCGUCCCCGUCCAGAUCUGCUCGCACGAUGCAUGCCGAUUCCAGGCUCCUCGGACCCCACUUAUGGACUCUCGUCAGACGCGAUAUGCACAAACACCAACACAGCUAUCAUGAUCGAUGGAUGGAGGAGCUUCCCUAGUGGCCACGCCAGUUUGUCCCAUGCCGGACUUGGCUUCCUAUCUUAUUAUUUGGCCGGAAAGAUGCACCUGUUCGAUACCAGGGGCCACGCUCACAAAGCAUGGAUCUCCAUCACUCCUAUCUUUGGGGCCAUUCUGGUAGCCAUUUCCCGUACCAUGGACUACCGACACCACUGGCAGGACGUCAUAGCUGGAGCCAUCCUCGGACUGGUUGUUUCAUAUUUUGCGUAUCGCCAGUACUUUCCUUCGCUAUUAUCGUCAAUGUCUCAUAAGCCGCAUCCCCCGAGAGUGCGACGUGAAGAGGAGCUGCCCACUGUCAACUCCGCAGCUGGCCUCCACAAUCUGUCCUAUACAGAUGGCACGGAGGGGGAAGAAGUGGAGUUGGUUGGUGGUAGUGUGCGCAAGCCUGAUCCAGCUCUCACUGGGAGACAAGGCGAACAUGAGGUCGACGGUGGCGCACCCCGCCUUUAGGUAUUUUUUCAAAAUUCACGGGACCUUUGAGAACUUUUUCGUUAUUCUGUACUGGACUAUUUCUAAAGCCAUACAUAGUCACGUAUUGCAUGUAUGAUGGGCGAAGAGCCGUUUACUGCCACGACUGACCAAAUUUGAGUUCAGGCGUAGGUUC
Molecule: messenger RNA, 1534 nt
Organism: Suillus subalutaceus
Lineage: Eukaryota; Fungi; Basidiomycota; Agaricomycetes; Boletales; Suillaceae
Product: PAP2-domain-containing protein
Exons: 11
Coding region: 379-1380 (333 amino acids)
Biological process (GO): phospholipid metabolic process
Molecular function (GO): phosphatidate phosphatase activity
Source: RefSeq, a predicted model, not a curated record